This is a messenger RNA of Racocetra fulgida, 165 nucleotides long. Lineage: Eukaryota; Fungi; Glomeromycota; Glomeromycetes; Diversisporales; Gigasporaceae. The record is from the annotation of a GenBank genome assembly.
CCUUUUGAGUAUACGAUUUGUAAAAAAAAAUGGUAUAAAUCUGCAGCAGGACUUUCACAGCAUGAAAAUACCAAGCAUAGUAAUUAUAAUAUACCUCCUAUUCAACAUUACACUCUACCAAAAAAUGCUAUUGAUGAAUGGAAGGAAAUGCUGAUAGUGUUGUAG